Drosophila arizonae is the source of this 1625-nucleotide messenger RNA. RefSeq names its product major facilitator superfamily domain-containing protein rtet (gene rtet). Gene Ontology annotation, biological process: transmembrane transport. Gene Ontology annotation, molecular function: transmembrane transporter activity. The record is from RefSeq and is a predicted model, not a curated record. Gene Ontology annotation, cellular component: brush border membrane. NCBI's taxonomy places the organism in Eukaryota, Metazoa, Arthropoda, Insecta, Diptera, Drosophilidae.
GAAUUCAACUUUCACUUCUGUUGCUUCUUAGCGGGUUACUUGGCGUAUUGGUUUUUGUUUUGCCAAGUUACUAGUUGGGCGCAUAAACAGUUAUGCGGUCGACGCCGUGUCAUCAUAUUCAACAAUAAUACAAUCAAUUUAUGUACACGCACGCAAUUUAGCACCCAUACUAGAAUAACAUGGCCACCAUUCGGAGUCGCCACAGUACAACAACAAUAACAGAACCAGAAACGGAACAACCGUUUGAAAGCAAAGGCAACAACAAAGAUAACAACAAUGGAAAGCCUACUGCGCCGAAAGAGAAAACUGAUCCCAUGAUAUAUAUAAUAUUCCUGUCACUCCUCUUUGAUUUGCUUGCGUUUACAAUCAUCUUGCCUUUGUUGCCUUCGCUCUUGGAGUAUUAUCGCAUAAAUGAUAGUUCCGGCUUAUAUGCCUGGUUGACGACGCGUGUGCGUUGGUUCCAGCAGCUACUCGGUGCUCCGGAACGGUAUUUAUCAGUGCUCUUUGGUGGAUUCUUGGGCUCAAUGUUUAGCUUUUUACAAUUCCUGGCAAGCCCCAUUGUCGGCAGCCUCUCGGACUACUAUGGACGGAAGCCCGUUCUGCUCAUUUGUGCCUCGGGUAUCGCUCUCUCCUAUCUUAUCUGGGCCUGCUCCCGCAAUUUCGCCCUAUUUGUGCUGGCGCGCGUUGUUGGCGGCAUCAGCAAAGGCAACAUCUCCCUCUCUAUGAGCGUCAUCACAGAUGUCUCCAGCGUACGGACGCGUGGUAAAGGCAUGGCUCUCGUCGGAGUUGCUUUUUCCCUUGGGUUUAUUGUGGGUCCCAUGAUAGGUGCUAUGUUUGCAAUAUUUUCGAAUAAAAGCGCCAGCGGCGGUGCUUGGUUUGUUUUGCCCUCCCUCUUGGCUCUGGGCUUGGCUUUAGGAGAUGUGCUGCUUCUUGCUUUCUGUUUGCGGGAAACACUACCUGAGGAGAAACGUGCUCCCGAAAUAUCAUCUGCUUUGUCAUAUGGCCUGCAAUUGCUCAACGUCUCCUCCAUAUUUAAGUUUGCCGCCAUCAAAAAUGUGCCUAAAAAAGAUAUACAAGCACUACGCAGCAUUGGCCUCAUUUACUUUCUUUAUCUCUUCCUCUAUUCGGGAUUGGAAUUCACUGUUACGUUUCUGAUGUAUCAUAAGUUCGGGUACACAUCGAUGGAUCAGGCCAAGAUGUUUUUAACGACAGGGCUCGUUAUGACUCUGCUACAGGGAUCCGUGGUACGUCGUCUACCAGAAGCAAAGAUAAAAAAUUAUGCCAUAUUCAGCCUGUACUUGAUUGUGCCUGCUUUCGUGUUAGUCGGCCUAGCAGACAAUAGUCGAAUGCUUUAUGCCGGCAUGAUACUAUUCGCAAUCUCCACUGCGUUUGCAGUUACCUGUUUGACUACCUUAGUGUCCCGCUAUGGCAACGAUGAUCAAAAGGGUUCAGUAUUAGGGAUAUUCCGUUCGCUAGGUGCGCUGGCUCGUGCCCUGGGCCCAGUUGUCGGAUCUAUAGCAUUCUGGUGCGUGGGCUCUAAGAUCACGUAUAUAGCUGGUGGACUGCUACUUGUCUAUCCGGCCUUUGCUUUGCAGCGUGCACGUAUUUAAAGCUAUCUAUCUGCU